CUUGUUGUCAUUUGCACUUUGCGUCAGCUUUCCUGUAGAUCCACAAAGAAACUUGAGUCAAUGCUUCCGGAUCCCUGAAACACAGAGUGAAAAAUGGAGAAAAAAUUGUGUCUGACUCUGUUCCUGGUGCUGAUUCUCUGUCACAAUGCCAACACAGAGUUACAACCCUCUUGUCCGUACAGAUGCCAGUGUUUCACUACAAGCCAAGUUCUGUGUGCAGAUGAAUGGAUGACAUCUUUGCCCAGUAACAUGUCCAAGCAGGUCAAGGACUUCAUUUUAAUGACAUCUGCUGUGGCGUAUCUGUUCCCGCACACUUUGGAGGAGAGCCCCCAACUCACCAAACUGGUGUUCUUAAAUAAUGCUCUGCGCAGUAUUCACUCACAGGCUUUUCAGCAUAUGACUGAGCUGCAGGAGUUGGAGAUCAGUGGAAACCCCUGGCUCGAACAUCUAAUUCUGGGGACAUUUUCAAAUCAGACAAACAUGACCAUACUGCUACUCAACUUCAACAGAUUGAAGACGGUGCUUCCCGGAAUGUUUGACUCCCUGAAACAACUAGAAACUCUGCAGAUGAAGGGAAACAUCAUAUCACACCUGCCUCACUCUCUUUUCCAGAACCUCCACCACCUACAUGUACUGGACUUGUCCCAGAAUAAAAUUGAAGUAGUGGGAAGAGACACUUUUUCUGGUCUGGCUGAGCUGAAAGUGCUGAAAAUUAACAACAACCUAAUUAGCAAUCUUACAUUCGACACCUUCCACAAUAUGUCUCAGCUGAAAGAGCUUCACCUGGAAGGGAACAAAAUAUUAGUACUCCAUGAAGGCAUCUUCUCUGAAUUAACUAACCUAAAUGUGUUGAACCUCCGUGGAAACCUUCUUACAACCUUCAGCGAUAGCGUUUUUGGAUUCAAUAACUCAAAUUUGACAGAGCUGAACCUUAAAGGAAAUAGACUGACUGAACUGUCCUUGUUAAGCAGUUUAACAUCUCUCACUGACCUCAUAUUGUCCACCAAUCAGCUCUCCAACCUUCAUGAAGACACAUUUAGAAAUCUUACCAUGCUGGAGAAUCUGGAUCUCUCUGAAAACCAACUCACAUUUCUGCCUGAAAGAAUCUUCAACACUCUAUUUGCUAUAAAAACAAUUGACCUCCACAUAAACAAUCUGAGCAAGGUCGAGCCCAAACUGUUUGAGGACCAGAUGCUCAUUCAGCAACUCUACUUGUCAGACAACCAACUUGAAACUCUUCCAAAUGGCGUCUUUGACCCUUUUGUCAUCCAGCACACGGUGAGGAUUCAUGGGAAUCCUUGGAAAUGUGACUGCCACAUGUGGUACCUACAUGACUGGGUGCUGAGAAACAGCCAAGAUAUACAGAUGCUGGACAGUGUGCUCUGUGAGAGCCCCGGCUUUUUGAGAAGACGGACAGUUGUCUCCAUUGAUAAGAACCAGCUGGUUUGUACCGUGUCGAUAGAAAAGAUGCCUAGUCACAGUCGAUGUAGUUUGCAAGCAUUCAAUGACACCAUGAUCAUCAUGUGUAAAGUGGAUAAAUGUUCUCCCCUGACAGUGAAGGUUCAGUUUCAGGAAGAUGACAAUAUUAAAGAGCAUGUUUUUGGAAAUAAGCCUGAACAUUCCCAGUGCAGAAAUGACACAAGGGUCAAUAACCCCAUUGAUUAA
Molecule: messenger RNA, 1665 nt
Organism: Solea solea (common sole)
Lineage: Eukaryota; Metazoa; Chordata; Actinopteri; Pleuronectiformes; Soleidae
Product: carboxypeptidase N subunit 2
Exons: 2
Coding region: 94-1665 (523 amino acids)
Molecular function (GO): protein binding
Source: RefSeq, a predicted model, not a curated record